Exophiala xenobiotica is the source of this 1230-nucleotide messenger RNA. RefSeq lists its product as uncharacterized. The transcript has 2 exons. The coding region runs from base 1 to 1230 and encodes 409 amino acids. Gene Ontology annotation, cellular component: GID complex; extrinsic component of membrane. The record is from RefSeq and is a predicted model, not a curated record. Lineage: Eukaryota; Fungi; Ascomycota; Eurotiomycetes; Chaetothyriales; Herpotrichiellaceae. Gene Ontology annotation, biological process: protein catabolic process in the vacuole; negative regulation of gluconeogenesis; protein targeting to vacuole.
AUGCCGUCUCAUGCAUCGGAUGCGCCCAUUAGCCGUCACCACCUUGAUAUAGACCAACCCAGUGUCGCUUGCCCUGCGCCAUUAACACCGCCUCCAGAAAACGACGGCGAUCAAGAGUUAGGCCGAACAACCAGUCAACAGAGGUUCGUGGGCGACGAUGGAGUCAGCCGGCAACCCGAGAGUGACAAUACAGCUGCGGGCAUGUCACUGAUGCAAGAAGAGAGCAUGUACACAUCUCCCGACUUAUAUGAAGAGAAGAUGCAUACGGAAGCAGUUGGUGGUACAAUGGAGCUCGAUGUCCCGAACAAUGAUGCUAUCUGCGACGACCAGAACUUCAAAGCGGCUGGAGACACACGGACAAGUGGUUAUGAUGUCCGACCAAUAAUGGACUCUGUUGAAAGCGCAAACUGUAGACCAGCGUCCAGGCGAAAAGACGUCGACGAGGAAACCAAGGUGGUCGUGGAGAGUUUCUCCGGCAUACCAUCACCCUCGUCGGAGCCAUCUCCGGAAGAUCAUAUCCAAGGAAUCCGUGAUGCCAGAGCUGGAGUCCCCUCCAUUGACCAGAAACUCGACUGGACAAGUGACUUGAAGGAAUGGGAUUUCUCCCGCCGACGACUACGCCCUCAAUAUCCGUCCGCGACGUUUCAGCCAUACUCCAAGUUCAAGGGGACGCAGCAGUCAGACCGGCAGAUCUACAACGUCGAAGUGACUAUACUGACCGUGGAUAUCGAACAGUCGACCAUGUCUGGCUACCUGCAAAUUUGUGGGCUCACCCCGGACCACCCUACAUUGACGACUUUCUUCACCGGCGAGAUCAUCGGCGGACCAGAUCAGAAAUACAGCUUCAGAACUAGAGACCCGGGUUGGGGAGCUAGUGAUAAGACUGAUCUCACUCACUGGGCGAGGUUCCCGCCAUGGAGGCCGCUCAGUCUUCAAGCGAAGCGCAACAUCAAUUUCGUGUAUCCCCUCAACCACGAAAAUUGGUGGCAGCAAGAACACAUUUUCAUGCGGUGGAAGGAGCAUUUCCUUGUGCCGGACUACAAGCUGAAGAGCAUCCAAGGAGCCAGCUUUGAAGGCUUCUAUUAUAUCUGUUUCAAUCAAGUCGAGGGUAGAGUGAGUGGGAUUUACUUCCAUUCCAAAAGCGAGAAGUAUCAACAGCUCGAAUUGAAGCAUGAGGGUCAGCAAGGCGUUUGGGGAAAAGGCGUGUGUCCAUCGAUUGAAUUUCGAUGA